Molecule: messenger RNA, 2477 nt
Organism: Leptopilina boulardi
Lineage: Eukaryota; Metazoa; Arthropoda; Insecta; Hymenoptera; Figitidae
Exons: 4
Coding region: 147-497 (116 amino acids)
Source: RefSeq, a predicted model, not a curated record
AAAAAAGAUAAAAAAGUGUCUGAUGAAAGAAGGGGUGGAGGAGUCAAUUUGAUAAAAUUGGUGUUAAUUUAACGUUCAGUAGACAAAUUUUCUACGCUUUUUUUGGACCAAUAAAUCAGGUUGCUUUGUCUAUAAAAUUGACAAUUAUGGACCCAAAUUUAUUACCAAUACCAGGAACAUCAAGAGAAUGUGUAAAUGAAAUAUUUCAAGAGGAGAUUUUUUAUCAAGAAGAAGUCGCCUUCGUUGAUGAGGAAAAUGAUUCCCUGCUUCAAGAAGAAGCUGUUAUCGACAAUGCGCAAACUGACGACCACACCUAUGCAUUAGAGACUGAAAAAACUUAUUCAAGUCGAAUAACACAACCAGUCACAAUGAGAACAUAUAAGACAUAUGAACGGCAUUUUGGAACAACAUAUCGUUGGCACAAAUCAGGGCGGCCAAAGAAAAUCCCAAAGGACGGACGAACUUUCACGUACAUAUAUUCUUACAAACUUCAUUAAAAUUACCCAACUGUUAAAUAAGUAAAACAAAAUGCAAAUUUUUUUGAUAUAAUAUUUAUACCACCCACACAGCCUGAACUUGCAGCAAUAUUCGCAACAUUGCCUCAAUAUUGCUGAAAUUUUCAAAUGUUUAAAAUAAUUUGAAUUUUCGAUUAAAAAUACUUUUUUUUAUUAUUAAUUUUUAGCAAUUUAUUGUUGAUUUUACAAUUUUUGGUUAGAAACCUUUAAUAUUGUACUUAAUUUAAAAACAUCAAUCAAAUCAAUUAUUAUUUACUCAAUAAUUAUUUAUGCCCUGGAUUCUAGAAGGACACGUACAUUUUUCCGGCCGGAAAACGAAGUCCUCUGGUCACUCAAAAUUCAUUUUUCGAAUUUUAGUAUUUUUCGAGCAUAUUCUUAUACAGAAUUCGAUUUCGCAUCUUUCUUAAUAAAAAAAACUUUUCCGCCAACAGUUUUCUUUUUUAAAUUUCCUGUUUUCCCGCACUUCGUUGAACCUGAAAAAACGAAAGAAAAAGAAAUUCGACUAGUUUUGUCGAAAUUGGACAUUUUAUCAGAAAAAAUUUCGAAAUUACUCGUGAAAAAUCGAAAUAAUUUAUUUUGUUGCCGUGGACAAUUUUCUUUUUAAAAAUUCAUGUUUUCCCGCACUAUGUUGAUCCUGAUAAAACGAAAGAAAAAGAAUUCCGAACACUUUUGUCUUAAUUUGACAUUUUAUCAAAAAAAAUCGGAAACCACUCACGAAAAAUCGAAAUAAAAUAUUUUUUUACCGCCAACAAUUUUUUUGUUUAAAUUUCCUGUUUUCCCGCACUUCGUUGAUCCUGAAAAAACGAAAGAAAAAGAAAUUCGACUAGUUUUGUCGAAAUUUGACAUUUUAUCAAAAUAAAUCGGAAACCACUCGCGAAAAAUCGAAAUAAAAUAUUUUUUUACCGCCAACAAUUUUCUUGUUUAAAUUUCCUGUUUUCCCGCACUUCGUUGAUCCUGAAAAAUCGAAAGAAAAACAAAUCCGAACACUUUUGUCUUAAUUUGACAUUUUAUCAAAAAAAUCGGAAACCACUCGCGAAAAAUCGAAGUAAAAUAUUUUUUUACCGCCAACAAUUUUCUUUUUUAAAUUUCCUGUUUUCCCGCUUUCGUUGAUCCUGAAAAAACGAAAGAAAAAGAAAUUCGACUAGUUUUGUCGAAAUUGGACAUUUUAUCAAAAAAAAUUUCGAAAUUACUCGUGAAAAAUGGAAAUAAUUUAUUUUGUUGCCGUGGACAAUUUUCUUUUUAAAAAUUCAUGUUUUCCCGCACUAUGUUGAUCCUGAUAAAACGAAAGAAAAAGAAUUCCGAACACUUUUGUCUUAAUUUGUCAAUUUAUCAAAAAAAAUCGUAAAACACUCGCGAAAAAUCGAAAUUAUAUCCACUUUUACGAUAAUUCGACUUUUAAUCCGAAAAAUAUCUGAAAAACUCAGGAAAAAUCGAAAUAAAAUAUUUUUUUACCGCCAACAAUUUUCUUUUUUAAAUUUCCUGUUUUUCCGCACUUCGUUGAUCCUGAAAAAACGAAAGAAAAAGAAAUUCGACUAGUUUUGUCGCAAUUUGACAUUUUAUCAAAAUAAAUCGGAAACCACUCGCGAAAAAUCGAAAUUAUUUAUUUUAUUGCCGUGGACAAUUUUCUUUUUUAAAUUUCCUCUUUUCCCGCACUUCGUUGAUCCUGAAAAAACGAAAGAAAAAGAAGUUCGACUUGUUUUGUCGAAAUUUGACAUUUUAUCAAAAUAAAUCGGAAACCACUUGCGAAAAAUCGAAAUAAAAUAUUUUUUUACCGCCAACAAUUUUCUUUUUUAAAUUUCCUGUUUUCCCGCACUUCGUUGAUCCUGAAAAAUCGAAAGAAAAAGAAAUCCGAACACUUUUGUCUUAAUUUGACAUUUUAUCAAAAAAAUCGGAAACCACUCGCGAAAAAUCGAAGUAAAAUAUUUUUUUACCGCCAACAAUUUUCUUUUUUAAAUUUCCUGU